CAACAACAGCGCAGCGCAACAACCAAAACAAACGCGGUUGCUGCAGAGGGAUUCCCAGAAAAGGUUUCCUCUUCAUGUGUGCCCCACCUCGCGCCCCCUUAUUUGCAUGCAGGCCCCGCCUCCUCGGAAGAACCAGGCGUGUAUUUGCAUAAGGGAGCACUUGAAACGUUGAGGGUGGUAUGCAAAUAAGGGCUGGCUCCGAUUGGCUGGGGUACAGCAGGUGCCGCGUCCGGAUUGAUCAAAGUCAGGUGGGCGGGGCUGUCGCCCAGGGUGACUCUCCCGGGAGGCGCGUGCCCCGGCUCAGUAGCGUUGGGCUGGCGCGCGCGGUGAAUCUUAAGGCUGCGCUGUCUGCGGGCGCUUCUGGGCCACCAGUUUCCCUGCCUUCCACCCUGGCGCCCCCCAGUCCUGGCUCCCCGGCCGCGCUGCCCCGGGCGUCCACGCCCUGCGGGCUCAGCGGAUUCAGCGGACUCAAUCUGCGCAGCGCCUCCUCCAUGUUGACCAAGCCUCUGCAGGGGCCUUCGGCGCCCCCCGUGACCCCCACGUCGCCGCCAGGAGGCAAGGAUCGGGAAGCGUUCGAGGCCGAGUACCGACUCGGCCCCCUCCUGGGCAAGGGGGGCUUUGGCACCGUCUUCGCGGGACACCGCGUCACAGACCGACUCCAGGUGGCCAUCAAAGUGAUUCCCCGGAGCCGUGUGCUGGGCUGGUCCACCUUGUCAGACUCAGUGAGUUGCCCACUGGAAGUGGCACUGCUGUGGAAGGUGGGUGCAGGCGGUGGGCACCCUGGCAUCAUCCGCCUGCUUGACUGGUUUGAGACACAAGAAGGCUUCAUGCUGGUCCUUGAGCGGCCUUUGCCGGCGCAGGAUCUCUUUGACUACAUCACAGAGAAAGGCCCGCUGGGUGAAGUCCGAAGCCGCUGCUUCUUUGGCCAGGUAGUAGCAGCUGUCCAACACUGCCAUGCCCGUGGAGUUGUCCAUCGCGACAUCAAAGAUGAGAACAUCCUGAUAGACCUCCGCCGGGACUGUGUCAAGCUCCUUGAUUUUGGUUCAGGUGCCCUGCUUCAUGAUGAACCUUAUACUGACUUUGAUGGGACAAGGGUGUACAGCCCUCCAGAGUGGAUCUCUCGACACCAGUACCAUGCGGUCCCAGCUACUGUCUGGUCACUGGGUAUCCUCCUCUAUGACAUGGUGUGUGGAGACAUUCCCUUCGAGAGGGACCAGGAGAUUCUGGAUGCUGAGCUUCAGUUCCCUGCCCAUGUUUCCCCAGACUGCUGUGCCCUAAUCCGCCGGUGCCUGGCCCCCAAACCCUCUUCCAGGCCCUCACUGGAGGAGAUCCUGCUGGACCCCUGGAUGCAAACACCAGCUGAGGAGGCACCCCUCAAUCCCCCCGAAGGAGGCCCCGCCCCUUUGGCCUGGUCCUUGCUGCCCUAGGCCUGGUCAAGAGCCCACUGGUCAGAAUAGCCGUCCCAUGGCCAUGCUGCAGGGAUAGAUGGACACUCAUUAACCUGGUUUUACAGGUCAUUAAAAAUCCAGUAUUACUAAGGUCAGGGAUUGGGGAUCAGGGGUUAGAAGACAACGUAAGCCAAGUCUACCCAGUCCCCAUCCCAAUUCUGUGAAGGAGCCUUCCUCCCAGAACCAGUGGUCCCUUAUUCUGGAGGGGGGACUUCUUGCUUCUCAUUUUGCUAACGAUGUUUAUUUGGGUCAAGUUAGUUCCAUUCUAAGCCCCGGGACUCUUAUUCUGAUUACUUAUCACCCCUUCACUGGCACCUCCUACCUACUACCACCACACAAACUUAGUUCACACGCUCUUAUUUGGGCAAGGGUGCUUUCCUUCUAAUACCCCAGUAGUUUUUAUUUUAGCAAAGGGAUCAUUUCCCCUAGCGUAGGGUCCCACAUUGGGUUAAGCUGCUUGCCUACCUCAGCCCAGGAUUGCUUAUUCUGGGGGAGGUAAUGCCCUAUUGUUAAUCCCAGGGUUCUUUUUGGUGAGGGGAUCCUACUUUGUUAUCCCAAGUGCUCUUAUUCUGGUGAGAAGAACCUUACUUCCUUGAUUUGGGAAGAAAUGGGAGAUGGACACCACCUGACACCACCAGAGACUAGGAUGGGAUGGAUGGUAUUUGGGGGGGGUGGGCUAGGGGAAAUAAGUUUUGCUGUUUGUUCUCCUGGGUCUCCCUCCCUAACUUUUUUGCAGAUUCUUGCUGCCUCCUCCUGAGCCAAUAUUGUCCAGUUGCUAAAAUGUAAAUACUUACAUAUUAGGAGAAGGGGAGCUCCAAGUGUGCCCUCUUCUCCCUUCUCCCUCUGCCUGGAUUAUUUAAAAAGCCAUGUGUGGAAACCCACUAUUUAAUAAAAGUAAUAGAAUCACAA
Messenger RNA from Lemur catta (Ring-tailed lemur), 2357 nucleotides. It is a transcript of the gene PIM2, whose product is annotated as Pim-2 proto-oncogene, serine/threonine kinase. NCBI's taxonomy places the organism in Eukaryota, Metazoa, Chordata, Mammalia, Primates, Lemuridae. Gene Ontology annotation, biological process: regulation of mitotic cell cycle; negative regulation of apoptotic process; protein autophosphorylation. The record is from RefSeq and is a predicted model, not a curated record. Gene Ontology annotation, cellular component: cytoplasm. Gene Ontology annotation, molecular function: ATP binding; protein serine/threonine kinase activity. Bases 180 to 1427 code for a protein of 415 amino acids. The transcript is spliced from 6 exons.